GAGCCCAGGAUGACAGAGUCGCUGUGGCCGGCGGUCCCCAACGGGACGGACGCCGCCUUCUUGGCCGGCCUGGGGUCGCCGUGGGGAAACAGCACAGUGGCCUCCACCGCGCCUUUCUCCGCCCCUUACAGAUGCUCCCUCACCAAGACAGGCUUCCAGUUCUACUACCUGCCCGCCGUCUACAUCCUGGUGUUCAUCGUGGGCUUCCUGGGCAACAGCGUGGCCAUCUGGAUGUUCGUUUUCCACAUGAAGCCCUGGAGCGGCAUCUCCGUGUACAUGUUCAACUUGGCCUUGGCUGACUUUCUGUACGUGCUGACCCUGCCGGCCCUCAUCUUCUACUACUUCAACAAGACGGACUGGAUCUUCGGCGAUGCCAUGUGCAAGCUGCAGAGGUUCAUCUUCCACGUGAACCUGUACGGCAGCAUCCUGUUCCUGACCUGCAUCAGCGCGCACAGGUACAGCGGCGUGGUGUACCCGCUCCGCUCGCUGGGCCGGCUCAAGAAGAAGCACGCUGUCCGCGUCAGCGCGCUCGUGUGGCUCGUGGUGGUGGGCGCCAUCUCCCCCAUCCUCUUCUACUCCGGCACCGGGGUCCGCCGAAACAAGACGGUCACCUGCUAUGACACCACCUCGGACGAGUACCUGCGGAGCUAUUUCAUCUACAGCAUGUGCACCACCGUGGCCAUGUUCUGUGUGCCCUUGGUUCUGAUCCUGGGCUGCUACGGGUUAAUUGUCCGCGCCUUGAUUUACAAGGACCUGGACAACUCACCUCUGAGGAGGAAGUCCAUUUACCUGGUCAUCAUCGUCCUGAAUGUGUUCGCCGUGUCUUACAUCCCAUUCCACGUGAUGAAGACCAUGAACCUGAGGGCCCGCCUGGAUUUUCAGACCCCGGAAAUGUGCGCUUUCAACGACAGAGUGUAUGCCACGUACCAGGUGACAAGGGGCCUGGCAAGUCUCAACAGCUGUGUGGAUCCCAUCCUCUACUUCCUGGCAGGGGACACUUUCAGAAGGAGACUGUCACGAGCCACCAGGAAAGCUUCCCGAAGAAGCGAGGCAAACCUGCAGUCCAGAAGUGAAGAAAUGACCCUCAACAUUUUAUCCGAGUGCAAGCAGAAUGGAGACACAAGCUUGUGAAAGCAGGAAACGCCAAGGACCUCACUUUUGUAACAUGGCCAAAAGAAGCACCUAGGAAGAUCGUUGCUGGUGGUGGAAGAAUGCAGAGGUCAGGAGGAAGCAGUGAUCAGGCUGCAAUGCUGAUCUAUGCAGUAGGACGAUGGUGUAAGUAUUUCAGUGUUAAGACAGAGAUCUGUUGACAUUUGAAUGAAAGACAGCCAAAUUUUUAAGUUUUAACAAGUACCUAAAUUUUUACACUACAAGAAAUGUUUUAUUGCGAACAUAUUGGAGUCUUGGACCCUGAACAACUGAUUAGUAUUUAUGUUGAAGUAAAGAGAUAACUGAUGAAGAAAUGCAGCCUCUGGGAAGCUGCAGGACUCCUGACCCUUUGACUCCCUCCAGCUGGAAAAGAUGGGAUGAUAUCCUUUGGAUGAUACCAUAGGUGAUAUGUUCAAGCGAAGAUGUAGACAGCCUGGAGGGGGCAAAGUGGGCUACAGUAUUUCCCUGAAUUCUUCUUCCAAGUACUUGAAUAGAAAUUCUUAGUGCUCACCAGUUGUGAUAUGGCCAGGUCAUAUCCUGCAAGCCUCUCUGUGUACUCAGCUGGGACACUGAACCAUCUUCCAACACAUGUCAGUAACCAGUUCUUGCAGUGGCUGGAAUUCAACUAGUGAGAAAAUGUAAAGCUGAGAUUCUAGUAAAAGGUAUAUGGAAGCUUUAAUUUCGCGGGUUGAACUGUAACUAAGGUAAUUGUAUUUAUUGAAGAGCCCAAGGUGCGUUCAGUUGUACAGAUUGUAAAACUUCCUUGAAAGUUCCCUCAUACUGAUGUAAAUUAUAUUUAUUGCAAUGUAAAAUAUUAAUUAAUAUGUCACACUGGUGUAUUUUACAGUAAUAUAUGAUGCAUAGAUAAAAUAAGAGUUAUAUAUCAUGAUGAUUUUCAGAUAUUAGUACCUUAAAGUGCUUAAGAGUUUAGUUUUUAUUUUUGUCCAAAAUAUGAAAACUUUUUAUAAGUGUUUAAUUUUUCCAUAGAAAUGCACUUGCAUGUUUUCUAUUUACUUCUUAUGAUAUAGACUUAAUUUCGUGUUAGAUUUUAAGGUUAGUAGUGAGUGUAUCAUAGCCAGAUGGGUUCUGUAUUGUGUACAAUUUACAUAUGUAUUAUAGAAAAGUUUAUCUUUUUUCAGGAGGGUUAGAAUUUUCUCCCUACUGUGUUCUGAGCUUCAAUUAACAAAGGCAAAGACUUGUCUUAAGUUCAAAGUCAAUCUCGUAUGUUAGGAGAAUGGUGAUUGGGUGUUAUGGAUACAGCAUUGGAAUUUAAGGACAAAUACAGCUGCAACAAUCAGUUAUUCUCACUCAUUUCUGAAAGUUGUGAGUUGCCUUGCUUCUUAAAGCGAAAUAGUAUAAUCCUAAAUUCUUUGAUAUAGAGUCUAUAAGUAGCAUACUACCAGCAAAUUUAGCAUUGCUUUUGAUUAUAAUCUGUUUGCUUUGGGGCAUUGAUAACUUUAAUGCCAAUAUUUAAAGAGAAAAUUAUGUUAUUGGCUGUACUGCUUCUGUUACAGUUUUAUUCUGUCAUGCAUGUGUUAAACACAUCACUACAAAUUAAAACGAAGGUGAAUAUAUUAUGAAUUACAUGGUUUUAGUGUUUUGGCCAGAAAAUGUUUAUUUUUGUAUUCUCUGUGAUGUUCAUAUAGAUAAUUCAACUAGGUUUCUUUGGCAUUCAUAGUACUACUGAGUGCAUGGGAUGAAACAGUGUUACUGGACAUUUUGAACCAUCUCAGGUUUUUCUGAAUCAGUGGUACAUUAACGAAUUUCAGACUAUAUGUGCAUAGUUGUGUCUAAUAAACAGAAAGUGCAUUUCUUGUAAAGGCAUAGUAUCAUUCACAUUCAGGAGUAAGCAGACUUCACAUCUUUCUGUUUGUGCUUGUGAGUGUAUGAGUAUGUGUGUGUCAUGUGUGGCAGCUAAUAUUGUAUCUGCUAUUUAUAGUACACAGAGCCUUGUAAUUGUGAUCACUAGAACUGUCUUUAUCUUAGGCCAUUAAAACAGAAAAAAAAGGACAAUAAAACUAUGAAAUUG
Molecule: messenger RNA, 3178 nt
Organism: Jaculus jaculus (lesser Egyptian jerboa)
Lineage: Eukaryota; Metazoa; Chordata; Mammalia; Rodentia; Dipodidae
Gene: P2ry1
Product: purinergic receptor P2Y1
Exons: 2
Coding region: 10-1131 (373 amino acids)
Biological process (GO): phospholipase C-activating G protein-coupled receptor signaling pathway; platelet activation; relaxation of muscle
Cellular component (GO): plasma membrane
Molecular function (GO): G protein-coupled ATP receptor activity; ATP binding; G protein-coupled ADP receptor activity
Source: RefSeq, a predicted model, not a curated record